UUAUGGAAUCAAAAGCAAUACAAUAUGAUAGUUUACAUUUUAAACCAUAAACAUAUAAUAUACGUGCGACUGAAAGCCUUGUUACGGGAAAUGAAGCUUCUUAUCAUCUGUGUUUUUAUUUGGAUUGCAAACAACGAUGCAAAUCCCUGUAGCGUUCGGUUGACAUCGAAGUUGAAAACUGUAAAUCUAGGAACGAACAUUACCCUUACGUGUCAUGUGUGCAAUAUAUCCAAAUUAAGCCGAAUAGAUUAUUUUAACAACACUGACAAACGUAUUGCGUCUGUUGUUCUUGGAUUUCCUAGUAUUGUUGACAAACACUUACACGCACUUAAAGUCACACAAUACGGAGAGGCGAUAUCGGAAGUGGAUUUGACAAUUUAUAAUUUUUCAUCUUCAUCAGUUGGGGAAUAUAAAUGUCUUAUCGACAAUGUGAUCAAAUCGUCGCUGUCAUUGAAUUACGCAGUUGCAGUGGAAUAUGUAACGUUGACUCCCACCACUCCGACAUAUUCCGUUCUAAGCAACGCUUCUUUCGCCAAGUUGAAGUGUGCAACAUCCGUAAGUCGCCCAAUACCCACGAUUACGUGGUACACGAAUAACAGAAUGUAUUUGAAUGGUUUCUCCGAAAAUGUGGAGCUUACUGUCAAUAGCAGUAGUGAAACGAUAGGGGAUGUGACGACUAGCACUCUUAACAUAACGCAUAUCACAGCAUAUCACGGGGCAAAAUUUUAUUGUAAUGCAUCAAAUGGAUAUGGCGAAAUACAGUCCAGCAAAUUAACUAUAGAUGUGUUAACUUUUCCAACAAAACCACAAAUCCUAUACAAUGAAAGCAGCGUAGAUGAAUCUAUAUCCAUCUUGCAAAACGAUACUUUGCAUCUUCAAUGUUUAUCAAGUGGUAAUCCAACUCCCAACAUAACAUGGAGUCUUCCAGACAAAACACGUGUACCAAACAAGUUUUUGACAAUGGAAAACAUAAACGUCUACAACCAAGGACUAUUUACAUGCACUGCUGAAAGUACACUUUUGCCAACAGAUCUGUCGGGACUGACUUUAUCAAACAGGACAGAAUUACAUGUCCAAGUUUUCCAUGCGCCCUUAUUCCCACUAUGCCUUAUCGGAAAUACCAAUGUUACAUUAAAUGCGAUUCGAAGUGUAAAUGGUGAACCGUUUGGAAUAAAGUGUACCAGCCAAAGUACCCCUCCUGCCUCUAACUAUACUUGGAUACUACCAACGGGUGAGAAACAAAAUGGACAACAGCUCAGACUACAGUUUGCCAGCAACGAAACGUACAACUUGGAGGUUACAAAUAUAAUGAAUGCAACUUUUUCGCAUCAAAUCGUUAUUGGAAAGUUUGAACUCUCGUUCACAUUUGAUAUACUGUAUUCUGUGACAGAGCUCUUCAUCUUCUAUCAAGAUUUGAAUCCACGUCUUAUUAAUAGUCCGAGUAUAACCCUCGUAAGGGGUCGAACUAUAAGUUUAAGAUGCUAUGCUAAAGCGAAUCCAAUUGCGAGUUAUGUGUGGUCGUCGAAUGGUUAUACGUAUUCUAAUGAGGCUUAUUUGAACACAACAAUUAUUGACAUGACUAUUGUUCAGUGCCUUGCUAUGAAUACUCUCGAUCCGACUGCGAGGGAACCGCGAACCACGUCUAGUUCAAGGAACAUCACUAUUAAUGUUUUAUAUGCCCCAGAGAAACCAACGGUUGAUAUUCACACAUGCGGUUUGAACAGAGCAUCGAAUGAAGUUAAGGUCAUCCAAGGCAAUUCCGUCAAUAUAACAUGUACUACAAACAGUAGACCAAAUCCAACCUAUUCAUGGAUACCUGGAGAAUUUGGGAAUGGCGAUAGUUUUGUUAUCAGCAGCGUACAAAGAGAACAUAGUGGCUCGUACAUAUGCAAAGUUGAGAAUGAAAUGAACACAACAUUUGAUGGAACUAUUAAGGGACAAAAUCAAUUCGACUUUCAAAUAGAUGUUUUAGAGUCAGUGGCUAUUUUGCCAAUUGGCAAUUAUACAGUUCUAUUGAACCAAACUAUGUUUGUCACGUGUCCUUACAAACCUGGAAAUCCAGCGGAAACGAGAUUCACGUGGUUUCAUGCCAAUUCGUCGACGAUUGGAUCGUAUCAAAAUCUUUCGUUACCUAGAGUACAGCUCAAAGACGAAGGCUUUUACAAAUGCAGAGUGAACAACACUAUGGAACCUACGGGUUGUUCUACUAAAGAGGCGUACAAAGAAACGACAUUUUUCAUGGAUGUGCAAUAUCCUGUCCAAAUACGUAGCCUUUAUGCCUUCGGCUUAAAUGUUACAUCUAAAAUAACCAUAAGCGAACGUCAGACCGUGAAGUUACUCUGCGAAGCAGAAGGUGACCCCGUCGCUAGACUACAACUUACAAAUAUUACAAAUAAAGGCAAUGAACGUUUACUGGUUGAAGCAAACAAUAACACAAUAUUCGCUACUGUUGUUAAGGCGAAAUGCGAAUAUGAUAUGGGAGUCUAUCAAUGCAAAGGGAAGAACGAGCACAAUGAGAUUCAACAGGUUCGCGAACUAGAAAUCACGAUAACGUGUUCACCAAGACCUUCACCAUUUUCUCCACCAAUUGCCACACUAUAUAGAAGAAGAAAUGCAUCAGCUAUUUUAACUUUCACUAUCGUCGCCAAUCCUCCUCCAAUUGACGCAUCAGCAUAUGUUUGGCGUAAGCAGGUAGUUGAUAAAUGGGCAACACUUCACAAUAACAGCAGAUUUCAAGUUCGUGUAAGAAAUGACAGUCUGCAGACCAACCUUUCCAUAUCGCAACUGCAAAUUGACGAUUUUACAAACUAUUCAGUCCGUGUGAACAAUUCUCUCGGAUCUACAGAGCAAACAUUUGUCAUCCGAGCGAAUGAGCAGCCCUCUGUGCCGCAACAACUUCUUGCCGUCGAUACCAUGGUUACUGAAAGUUCUCUUACAGUUCAAUGGACACCUGGGUUUAAUGGGGGUGAAGACCAAUGGUUCAUAAUCGGUUACAAAAAGGCAGCAGAUGAAUCCUGGACGUACAUUAAUGUAUCUUCAACAGUUACUCAAUUGAGUAUUCGUGAAUUAGUUGCGGGGACCAAGUAUGACAUAAAAAUGUAUGCAACGAAUAUAAUUGGCAAAUCUGAUGAAACUACUGUAUUGAGUGUGACAACACAACCUGAUAUUUCAGAUAACGGAUCCUCUCCAUCGGUUGGGGCUGCAGUAGGCGGUUCUGUUGCUGGAACUCUCGUGGCAGUCAUCUUGGCGGUGCUAUGGAAAUAUAGGAAAGCGUUUAAACGUAAACCUGGUGAAGCUGCUCAUUACGAUGACUUGUUCAAUAGACAAGCCGCUGUCCCUUCUUCAAAUACCAGUUCCGAAUAUGAAGCCUACAGAGUCGAAGCCCAGCAAACAAACCAGUACGAGACACUUGCGGAAACUUCUUUUCAUGAAUAUUCGGUUUUAUCACCUGGUGGAAAACAUGAUUAUAGUGUCAUGAACCGUGUAAAUCAAGUUACUGAAACUGAUCGUGCAAUCGUGAAUCAGGAAAACGCCUAUGUUAAUUUGUCAUUUUCGGAAACAUAAAUAGCGUUUCAUUUUGUAAUUGUAGUGAUUACAUCCGAAAACAUUUAUAGCGCAAAAUAAAGUAUUCACACAUUGAA
Dreissena polymorpha is the source of this 3641-nucleotide messenger RNA. RefSeq names its product hemicentin-1-like. Bases 25 to 3564 code for a protein of 1179 amino acids. The record is from RefSeq and is a predicted model, not a curated record. Lineage: Eukaryota; Metazoa; Mollusca; Bivalvia; Myida; Dreissenidae. Gene Ontology annotation, biological process: cell-cell adhesion. Gene Ontology annotation, molecular function: cell adhesion molecule binding. Gene Ontology annotation, cellular component: cell-cell junction. The transcript is spliced from 15 exons.